Messenger RNA from Metopolophium dirhodum (rose-grain aphid), 897 nucleotides. RefSeq names its product parkin coregulated gene protein homolog. The record is from RefSeq and is a predicted model, not a curated record. Gene Ontology annotation, molecular function: Hsp70 protein binding; Hsp90 protein binding. NCBI's taxonomy places the organism in Eukaryota, Metazoa, Arthropoda, Insecta, Hemiptera, Aphididae. The transcript has a single exon. Bases 1 to 897 code for a protein of 298 amino acids.
AUGACGAGUAAUGAUGAACCCGACAAAAAACCUCGUAGCAGUACCGCGAAAAUGAACGCUCGGGAACAGGAAGAAAACACUCGACGCCGCCGUGUCAGUAGCUCGGACGAGAAGUUGUUGUCGUCGUCGUCGUCUUCCUCGUGGUGGUCCCAGAAAUCUAGUGCAGGUGUCAGCGGGCAGUCGUCGCCGAAAAAUUCCGUGACGUCGGGUCCACUUCCGGUGACAGCAUCGCGCUCCUCGGCACGGUCCACGGCAUUCGCAAUCGCCUAUGGCCGGCUUGGAUUUCCACUGGCUACGGUCCACGGGGUGGUGGACGGCCAGCGUUUACGGUGGCUGGUGCCACCUGAGCUGGUGGACUACGACGCGUAUCUGCCCGUGCUGGCCGACGGGCUGCGCGAACAGCCCAUGCCUUAUGGGACGUGCGCGACGUUCGGCCUGUGGGAGCUGCUGGCUUGGGACAUCCCGGGUGACCGCGUGCUGUCCGCUUUGCCCCAGACCGUGUUCCCGAUCCGCCGGGCUCUGGACGUAGGCCCACGUGACUGGCCAACCACGGUGCGCGCGCUCAAGUCCCUCCAGAAGCUGUCGUCGGCCGGCCGCAAAGGCCUCGUAGGGCCGGCCAUGGUGUCCUAUUACCGACAGCUGUUGUCACCCAUCAACAGAUACCAGCACACCGGUGCUGGAGUGAUCGCCACUGACGGCCUGGACGUAAACGUCACGUAUAACCUGUCCAACCUGUGCCAUGACACGCUGUGUGUGCUCGAGCGCACCGGUGGUGCUUGCGCUUACAGCAGCAUCAAGUCUGUCGUACCAACAUACCAGAGCUGUAUCACGGUAGUUGGAUGCACAGCCACUGGUAGCCUGGACAGGAUCAAAGUCGGCUACAAGGCACUCCAGUAA